This is a messenger RNA of Labeo rohita (rohu), 4602 nucleotides long. RefSeq names its product opioid growth factor receptor-like 1 (gene ogfrl1). The record is from RefSeq and is a predicted model, not a curated record. The coding region runs from base 134 to 1096 and encodes 320 amino acids. Gene Ontology annotation, cellular component: membrane. Gene Ontology annotation, molecular function: opioid growth factor receptor activity. The transcript has 7 exons. Lineage: Eukaryota; Metazoa; Chordata; Actinopteri; Cypriniformes; Cyprinidae.
UGUUCUCAUCACAGCGCUGGAAAUCCCCCAUUAGGCACAUAAAAGCGCCCAGAACGCCAGUUCUACAUAUUAAAGCUCGAUCCGGAGCCGAACGAGGACUUUAAACUAUGUAGGCACGGCGGACAGGGUUUAAAUGGGCAAUCUGAUGGGCAGCUGGAGAUAUAAGGAGCCGAGCACAGUGGAAGAAUGCGACUCGACAUGGGAAACGGACUCGGAGAGCGACGAGCAUCAGCCGGGUGGAGAGGAGGAGGACAGCGGCAUCUCCGAAUCAAUGAGCCCGGCGGAUGCAGUCAGAGGAGCCGAACAGCUGGAUCACGGAUCACCGCAGUUUGGUGACAUGAUGGAGUCCUCUGCUAGGAUGAAAAGGAGCUUUUACGCCGCAAAGGACUUGUACAAGUAUCGGCACAGUUAUCCGAACUACAAGGAGCCUCGUCAGCCGAACGAAUACCGUAAUCUGAGGUUCUAUCUGAAUAAGAUCCCCUUGGUGCCGGAUGGUAUUUAUAUUGAAGAAAUCCUCACUAAAUGGAGGGGCGACUAUGAAAAAUUAGAGCACAAUCACACAUACAUUCAGUGGCUCUUCCCACUCAGAGAGCAAGGCCUAAAUUUUUAUGCUCAAGAACUCACUCAGGAUGAGAUAAAGGAAUUCCAAAGCACUCGAGAAGCCAAGAGACGCUUCCUCCUAGCAUAUACGAUCAUGCUGGAUUUCUUUGGAAUCAAGCUCCUGGAUAAAAAUGGGAAUGUGGCUCGGGCCCCAAACUGGCAAGAUCGUUUCCAGCACCUGAAUGAGUCGCAGCACAACUACCUGCGUAUUACUCGCAUUCUGAAGAGUCUUGGUGAACUGGGCUUUGAAAGCUUCAAGCUGCCUCUGGUGCGUCUGCUGUUGGAGGAGGCGUUGGUGGAAGGCACUUUACCCAACAUGCGUCACAGCGCACUGGAAUACUUCGUCUACACACUGCGCCAACACGCUCAGAGACGUGCCCUGCUCCGCUUCGCCCAGCGCCACUACCAGCCGCCCGAAAACUUCAUCUGGGGGCCACCCAAGAAAAAGCGCAUUCCAGCCUCUGCAUACACAGUGAUGAAGGCAGGAAAUAAUUAGGUGGUGGAGAAGAGUGUGGGCAAAGCCAGGUCACCUAGGGAGGGCAGAAAUAACUUAAUAGAGAGAGAGGUGGACGACAUGGAUGAGAGGAAGAGUGGAGAGUGGAAAACGGCAAAAGGGUCCAAGGUCCUGCAGGAGGGCAGGAGAAGGGUAGAUCUAGAAGAAUACAUUGAGACCAUUCCUCUGUAAGAAUAGAAAGAGAGGGAUUCUCGAGUAGCUUAAGCUGAGCUUAAAGUUAGGCGAAAGAAUGGCACAGCAAUAUUAUUCCAUACUAUUGCCUUUUAGAGACUUGCUUUGUGAACAACUUGACUAUUUGCCAUUUUGAUUUUUUUUCUCUUUUCUUUUUUAAUUAAUAUGAGGUGUUUUCUUAACUCUGAAUACUUUUCAAAGUGUUAGCGGAUGAAUUUCUCUACUGUAAUUCUUACUUGCAGCCCUCUGGAGAGUUCUUAGCACAUGUGCAAGUGUGAGUAUGUAUAAGUGCUACCUGAGCACGUUGUUUGUGUGAAAUAUUGCACUUUUUGACUAUUCAGUCUUCCCCUGUGAACGAAUAUUAUCUUAGUCUACAUGCUUUGAGAUGAGGCUUUUUUAAAUCAAUACCCUGCUAAAAAAACAGCUAAAACCAGCCUAAGUUAGCCUGGUUUUAGCUGGUCAUCCGGGCUGGUCUUAGCUGCUCAUAGCUGGUCAGCAGGCUGAUUUUAGAGGGGUUUUGACCACUUCCAGGCUGGUCUUGGCUGGUCAGGAUGGGAGACCAGCUGGAACAACUAGCUAAAACCUGCCUGACCAGCCUAGCUAAAACCAGCGACUUCCAGCUUAAACCAGCUAAGUCCAGCCAACCAGCCUAGUUUUUUUUCAGCAGGGAAGCCCAACUCUCAGACAGACAUUUUGCUGAUGAUUCUUGUAACGGAUACUCGUAGCUCCUUGUAACAGUCCUGCUAAAAAAAUUACAAUAGACACCAUCACAAAAUUUGUAAUGGUUUUACUGGUUAUAAUGGGGCUUGUAUUGGUUUUAAUGGAAACUGUAACGGACCCUGUGGGUUUCUACUGAUAAUUAGUCAUCUUCUAUUGGUGGAUUGUUAAAACCAUUUAAUCCUAAUAGAAUAUGUCCCAAAACACACUACAGAAAACCAUUUUAAAUGGUUAAAAAUGUAAUGUUUGUAAUAGUAGUUGUAGUGGAAACCAUUAGAAUUUCUGUGAUGGUUUCCAUUGUUUUGUUUUUCAGCAGGGAGAUCAUAAUAAUGUGAAGUGUGAAUAUACUUGCAGGAAUUUUCAGGUAAUUGAUCUUCCAUGUUUCUAUAGGUACGUGUGAGAUCUUAAUCCAGUUUUCUCAAAUACGUCUUGCAAUAUAAAGUGCCUCUUCUUUCGUUUGUUAAAGCAUACGUGACGUUCUUUAUCAUUUCGAGUCGGAAGUCGCGCAGUAGCCAAGCCGUUUGUGGAGACAUGCAGUUUUAAGCAAAAACAAACUUGAAUUUAGACUUUAUUGUGUUUUAUGUUUUUUUUUCUGAUAAAACAAAGCCUUAGCUCUCAUUUACUCAUUAAAAUAUAAAUUCAAACGAUAAAUGCCGUUCUGACGUUACCAAGUGUGGUGUGACGUACUGCUGUAACCGCCUCAUCAGUUCAAAUGACGGCACGGCGCAUUUAUCAAUCAUUACUUAGCGUAACUAGUUAAAGUACAUGAGAAGGUAUAUUAAAAAGUUUAUUACCCUAAGUCAGGGGUGCCCAACCCUGUUCCUGGAGAUCGACCUUCCUGCAGAGUUUAGUUCCAACCCUAAUCAAACACACCUGUCUGUAAUUGUCAAGUGCUCCUUCAGAUCCUAAUUAGUUGGUUCAGGUGUGUUUGGUCAUGGUUGGAGCUGAACUCUGCAGGAGGGUCGAUCUCCAGGGACAGGGUUGAGCACCCCUGCCCUAAGUAAUCGACGAAGUUUCAGCGGGGAAGACAUCAGUGAAACAGCUUGUGAACAACAUGGUAUGUAACUUACAUUUAGCUUACUUACAUCAUUUAGCAAACUAACUAGCAGGUAACAAUACAGGUUUGACAGCCACCGUUUAAAUGAUUAUCUAUAUCUCGAGAACGGUUUGAAAGAUAACCGUAAUAUCAUUAGAAAGUAGAGACUUAAUGGUUCAGUGUAUAUUACUCUGGACGACUCAAAGUGAUGGAGCAAUUCACAUAUGUAGCUAUGUGUGAGAGUGUAUGCUGCCUUUCUCUAAUCAUACUUACAGUGUAAAAGUGUGGACAAUCAGGGCUAUUGAUGGUCACUAUCCACAUAGAAUACAAAUAAAUUAGUGUUUUAUUAGCAAAUAUUAAUACAAAUAAAGCAUGUGUGUUAUGUGUAUUUGUUCCACACUGCGGUUUCAGAGUGUACCCAGAGGGCUAGACAAUACCAGUGCUAUGGGGUUAUGCAUUUUUAGUUUCUAACGGCUUCUUCCCUUCUUCCAUCUAACGGCCAUCUUCCCGUGUUUCUCUUGGAUUAAAUGCUGAAGGCUCUCUCAGUCUCUUUCUCUCAAUCAGCAUUUAGAUUGAGCACAAUUUUCUGUUUGUGGAAGAAAAGAGGGGUCACAUAAUUCUUGUGUCCAGAACCUGAAAACGUUGUGCUGUCUAUAAAGAUGCCUUCAUCUGGUCAGUUUUUGAAUUCAGCACAGAUAUGCACUGCAAUGUCCCACAAUCCUGUGCAUGUGGUAUGGCAGUUGGUGAAAAGAAAAGAAAUAAAGCAUCUGAUGGAGGGAUUGAAAGAAGUAUAUUUAUUCAUAAAUGUAUGUUGUUUUUACAUCUACUAAGAAAUAAGUAUUAAUAUCUGCCUGCUUAUCUCUUAAGCUCACUUGAAUUUUUUGAUUUUUAAAUGUGAAGUUAUAAUGCUUUGGAAGUCAGUCUGGAACCAGUUUUCUUUGGGAGGUACUUUUAUACAAAAAUAUUGCCUUUAAGUCAAAAUAGGCAGCGAAACUUAAGUUUCAGACUUUUGUCCUGUUGGGAAACAAAUAGCCAUCUUCUCUUCGUCCAUCUGAAGAACCUGUGGUUCUAAAAGACUGUUGAAUCCACAUUUCAGUAUUUCAGUGUUUCUCGUGCCAUAAUCGUGUGGAAACGGUUUGACUGGCGCCGCGCAAGGCGCUUUAAGUGUUUCUAACUUAUAACUUUUGUUGAGAAGUGUUCAUUUGUAAUCAAAGGAAAUGUAUGUGAGAUUUGGAAGUUCAUAUUUGGACGUUUCUAUUGUGGCCUACUGUAUAAUAAAGUGCAGCUCUUUGACGAAUUGUAAGUGUGAGUGCGUGUAAAUGUAGAUGCUGAAUUUUGAUGUUCUGUGAAUUUGACUGACACAACUGAGAUUUUGCAUCUUUUAAUUUCCCCCGUACAUUUAAUUCCAUUGAAUCCAGCUGAAUUCAUUUGCUAGUCAGAAGUAUGGUGGUGUUACUAUUAUGGUGUGUCAAAUAUAUAUUUAUGCACUUUGAGAAGAUACUGUAAAUGCAAUAUAAUUUCAACUCUUUGUAACAAAAACAAUUUUAAGAAUAAAAAAAACUCA